AUGAGGGGAGUAGGAGGUGUAUGCAAUGUGAAGAUCUGGUUCCAGAACCGGCGCAUGAAGUGGCGCAACUCCAAGGAGCGCGAGCUGCUGGCGAGCGGAGGCUCCCGCGAGCAGACGCUGCCCAACAAGAACAACCCGCACCCCGACCUCAGCGACGCCGAGGCCGACCGCCCCCGCCUCGACCUGUCGCCGCCCCCGCCGCCCCCGCAGCAGCAGCAGCAGCAGCAGCAGCAGCAGCCGGGGGCCAGCAGGCCGCUCCCGGACGAGGAACUCACGCCCCCGGAAGACGACGAUGACGACGAGGAAAUCAACGUCACGUGA
Molecule: messenger RNA, 321 nt
Organism: Schistocerca cancellata (South American locust)
Lineage: Eukaryota; Metazoa; Arthropoda; Insecta; Orthoptera; Acrididae
Product: homeobox protein DBX1-like
Exons: 2
Coding region: 1-321 (106 amino acids)
Biological process (GO): regulation of transcription by RNA polymerase II
Molecular function (GO): DNA binding
Source: RefSeq, a predicted model, not a curated record